Haemonchus placei is the source of this 807-nucleotide messenger RNA. The record is from the annotation of a GenBank genome assembly. Lineage: Eukaryota; Metazoa; Nematoda; Chromadorea; Rhabditida; Trichostrongylidae.
AUCGUCAGAACUCUGGCUAGGCUCUUCACGCGGUCACUGUCGGAAUGCAAAGUGCCCACGUCGUGGAAAACUAGCAAGACUGUGUUGCCGUGCAAAAAGGGAAAUCCAGUCGAUAUUGGCACUUAUCGCCCAAUCUGCUGCUGUCUUAUCGCGAGAGUACAAAAUGCGUUCAUUGUUUUGAAGAAAGCCUUUGAUACUGUCGAGACAGAAGCGGUAAUCGAAGCUUUGGGUAACCAAGGUGUCCCUACUCAAUAUAUAAGAAUGCUUCGUGAGCUCUACGACAACUUUACGACCAGGAUUUCACCAUUCUACAAGAAAGUCAUUGUCAACGUGAGGAGAGGUGUCCGGCAGGGCGAUACCAUAUCGCCCAAACUUUCCAGUGCCGCUCUCGAGAAUAUCAUGCGUCAUUCGGAAUGGGAAGACUCGGGAGUGGAGGUCAACGGCCGCUAUCCACAUCACCUACGCUUUGCAGAGGACAUCAUCUUCAUAACACCAAACAUCGAGCAGGCGGAACGAAUGCUGGCCGAGUUUGACAAUGGUUGUGGAAUGAUCGGAUUGAGACUGAACUUAACGAACACGAUGUUCGUGAAAACAAAUUGGUACCUGAUUGUUGGCGGUCGGUUAGUUUUGUCGCAAAGGAUGCCGAACAAAGAGGAUACUUUAUUGGGUUGCAAACCUUGCUGGGUAGCGGCAGCAAGAAAUGAACAAAAUUCUCAUCUACUUACCGUAGUUCCGCUACUAGGUCUCAUCGCUGCACUUACCAUUCACUUUGGCCACCUUACUCUACCAUCCCGUCUUAUCGAAUGA